AUGGAUAUUGCCAACUUAAAUUUUGAGAGCGGGUGGAAAAUAAUAAAAGAAGAAGCUAUUGAAAAAAUAGAAAAAUAUUUAGAAAAUGACAAUAUUGAAAAGAAUGAGAAUUUGUUUAGUGCAAAGGAAUAUACUAGAUUAUAUACAGUAGUAUACAAUAUGUGUGCGAAGAAAAACCCUUUUUGUUAUUCUAAAGAAGUAUAUAGAAAAUAUGGUGAAAGUUUAUCUAUCUAUGCUGUUGAUAAAAUUAAACCUUUAUUAAAAGAUAAAAGUGAAAUAAAAAAAACAAAAUUUUUAAUUGAUGCAUGGUUUAAAUAUUCUUUUUAUACAAAUUGGAUGAAUAAGUUUUUACGAUACCUGGACCGUUAUUAUGUAGAAUAUAACAGUUCCUUAUGUCUAAGUGCGUAUACAAAAAAUAUUUUUAAAAUGACUCUGUUUAAUGAUUUAAGAGGUUGUAUACAAAAUAUUAUUUACGAAAUAUAUGAUAAUUUAAGAAAAGAUGAAAAUGAAGAGGAAAAAAAAUUAUUCUGUGAUUUAGUUCUUUUAUAUAAGGAAUUAGACAAAGAGAGCAAUGAAAAAAUGUAUGAACAUGAUAUAGAAAAGAAGGUGUUAGAAAAUAUAGAUUCUUAUUAUAAAAAAGAAGGAGAAAAUUGGAUAAGUAAAUUAAAUUUUGAUGAUUAUAUUAUUUUAAUUGAAAAUUCAAUUGAAAAAGAAUUUCAAAAAAAUAAAUCAUUAAAUUUAAAUGAAGAAACAUGUGAAAAAGUAACAAAUAUUAUCGUAAGAAUUUUAAUAUAUGAAAAAUUAGAUUUCUUAUUAAGUAAUAAGAAGAACAUUUUUGAUUUAUUGAAAAAUAAUAAUUUACGUUGCUUAAGAAGAACGUACAUUUUAUUUUCCUAUUUUACUGAAGCUAUAGAAGGUUUAAAAAGAAUCAUAGGGGAAUAUGUAAAAACUGAAGGUAAUAAUUUAAAAGAAAAAUAUGUGGAUAUGUCCAAAAAUAUAAAUACCACGAAAAUUAAUGAAAAAAAUGUUUGCGAAUCCAACAUAAAUAAUAAUAUAAUUGGACAAAAAGAGGAGUACAUCUUGUGCGAAUAUAUAGAUCAGCUCAUUAAAUUACACAAUCAUUAUGAUAAUGUAUUUAAAUUGUCCUUUUUUAGUAUAUCUAAUAGUUCCAUAGAUCAUCAUUUUAAGGAAUGUUUAAAAGACUACUUUGAAAGUUUUGUAGAGCAUGAAGAUCAAUAUUUCAGUACAGUAAAACUAUUAGUUCUGUAUGCAGACAAUAUAUUAAGAAAGGACGAAAAUCAAAAAUAUGAUGAAAACUUAUCAAAUAAUAAUAUCACUUAUGAUACUAAGAAGAGAAAAAUUGAAAAUGAAUCCUUAGAAAUUAUUGCUCAUACGAGUACAAGUGAAACUGCGUCCAACAUUACAAAUAACUUGAUUAAGGAUCAGAUAGAUAGGGAUAACUUAGUUACUAACGAAAAUGACUCCGAAACAAUCUCCAUAAUGAAAAAAAUAGCAGAUAUCGUUGAAAUAUUUAAUUAUACAAAUAAUAAGGAAAAUUUUUUUGAAUACUAUAGGAUAUAUUUAGCGAACAGAUUGAUUAACAACAUAUAUAUAUCAUUAAAUAUUGAAAAAAAAUUCAUUGAAAGUUUGUAUUAUUUGUGCGGAUCUCAAUAUACGUCAAAAUUAGGUGGCAUGAUUCAAGAUAUUAUGAAUAAUAAUAUGCUUAAUAAUAAAUUUUGGGAUUAUAUUGAUAGAAAAUAUACUACUAAUAAAAAUGAGCUAAAUUCAAAUUAUGUAAAAAAUUUUUUUUCAGUUAAAAUAUUAAAUAAAGGUUAUUGGCCACCCUUAGAAAAAACCUCUAUGAAAUUAUAUGAUAACUUCAGUAAAUUUAUUGAAUCAUUUGAAGAAUAUUAUAAAUCAGAAAAUAAAAAUAGAAAAUUAGAAUGGGUUUACGAAUUGAGUGAAGUUAUUUUAGAGUAUCCUUUUAAUGAUACAUUGUAUUAUCUAUACUGUAAUGUUGUAAAUGCACAAAUUCUUUUGUUGUUUAAUAAGUAUAAGUAUAUAAACUAUGAUAUAGUAAAGAACGAAUUACAGUUAGAUUUAAAAACAUUUACAAAUAACAUGUUCUCAUGUUUAUUUUAUUUUAAAAUUAUCCAGUCUACUGAUGAUAUUGUAGAUUGGAUUUCUUCCAGUUUUUACAUUAAUAAGAACUUCUCUUAUAUUCGUAACAAAGUUUAUAUAAAGAAGGCAGCUGCAUCAUUAUCGAAGGAACACGAACAAACCAAGGAGGACAGGACAAUGGCAAUAGAGGCUGCCAUUGUUCGUGUUAUGAAAAUCCAUAAAAAAUUAUUUUACGAUCAAAUUUUUGAUUACGUAAAGAAGUCUCUUCCCACGUUUUCUCCGACGAACCAAGUGAUCGAAAAAAAGAUAGACUUGUUGGUUGAAAGGGAAUACAUCCAGAAAGAAGAAAAUAGUCAAGUUUAUGUGUACAUACCAUAG
Messenger RNA from Plasmodium malariae, 2499 nucleotides. RefSeq names its product cullin-1, putative (gene CUL1). The transcript is spliced from 2 exons. Gene Ontology annotation, biological process: ubiquitin-dependent protein catabolic process; protein ubiquitination. Lineage: Eukaryota; Apicomplexa; Aconoidasida; Haemosporida; Plasmodiidae. The record is from RefSeq and is a predicted model, not a curated record. The coding region runs from base 1 to 2499 and encodes 832 amino acids. Gene Ontology annotation, molecular function: ubiquitin protein ligase binding. Gene Ontology annotation, cellular component: cullin-RING ubiquitin ligase complex.